UACUACCUAUAUGUAGCAACCGGCGCCAUCAUACACUAUACAGCAAACAGACCACCACGUUUCGUGCAUACCUCCUGGACACGGGUUGCUUCGCCUCUUCUGAUAUAGCUCUGGCGGCGGCGUAGUUCUACUACUACAACAGCAUCGCCGGCUCUCUCAACAUAACGCGUAGAGGGAGAGAGAUAGUGCGUCCAGGAAUAUCCAGGAAUUUCGCAUGCAUCGUGGAAAGAAGGAUCUCUGCAUGGGAGUUCACGGCUAUCACCGUGCGUAAGGCCUACAAGGCGACGGCGAGGGAGAGAAAUUUACCGCCCAGCAACGUUGGACGUCGACGUCCCCCCCUUUGGAUUUACCGCUAUCUUCGGUGCAACGCGGAAGCAGAGGUAGUUGAGAGAGAGUUACUACAACAACGAACGCCCGAGGGCUUAAACAAGAAGCAUGCCGGCUAGAAAAGGACUCCUAGCGCCGCAGAAUACUUUCCUGGACACGAUAGCGACUAGGUUUGACGGCACGCACAGCAAUUUUGUGCUGGGGAACGCUCAGGUGGCCAAUGUGUACCCCAUCGUCUACUGCUCCGAUGGGUUCUGCGAGCUCACGGGGUUCGCGAGGGCGGAGGUCAUGCAGAAGGGCUGCGCCUGCAAGUUCCUGUACGGCAACGAGACCAGCGAGAUCCAGAUUAGUCAGAUCGAAAGCGCCUUGGAAGAGAAAGAUGAGUUCAAGACGGAAGUCAUGUUUUACAAAAAGAACGGGACGCCAUUUUGGUGUUUACUGGACAUCGUCCCCAUCAAGAACGAAAAGGGAGAAGUGGUUCUGUUCCUCGCCUCUCACAAGGACAUCACGAGAACGAAGCUGUCCAGCAUGGAUUUGGACGAGGCGGAAGCCAACGAGCAAGGACCCACCCCAAGGUUUAAGGGCGCGUACGUUAACGCUUCCUAUGGAAGAAGAACAGGUCAGCAGUUUCAGAGGCGGAGAAGUCGAGCCGUGUUGUACCAACUAUCCGGCCAUCUACAGAAACCUACGCAGGGAAGAAGCCGGUUGAAAAAGCUUAACAGCAUUGAGGCUGAGCGUAAUCAAGCCCGAGCACAAUACACUAAUGGGUUUAUAUCAGACAAGAUGGCCGUCCCGGAGUACAAAACAGAGAGCAUCAAGAAACCCCAUUUCGUCCUCUUACACUUCAGCAUGUUCAAGUCAGGCUGGGACUUUAUCAUAUUGUUAGCGACAUUUUACGUCGCAGUGGUUGUACCAUAUAACGUGGCGUUUGCCCUUCCUUGUGAGAAGGGCCGGGGUCCCAACUUCACCAAACCUUCCUUCGUCAGUGACGUCAUCGUAGAAAUGCUCUUCAUCGUAGAUAUUAUACUUAAUUUUCGCACUACUUACGUGACCUCGUCCGGUCAAGUUGUGUACGAUGCGAGGUCAAUAGCCCUGAACUAUGCCAAGACCUGGUUCUUCGUGGACCUCAUGGCAGCUGUACCGUUCGAUCUUCUCUAUGCAGUCAACGUGGAAAUCAAUAUUCUAGGCGAGUCACCGAGACCCACAAGGCCGAAUGAGGUCGACCAGACUUCUUUCGUGCAUCUUAUGAAAACGGUCAGGUUGCUAAGGCUUGCCAGACUAAUGCAGAAGCUGGACAGGUGGUCGCAGUACAGUGCGCUGGUGCUAACCCUUCUGAUGUCAUUCUUUGGGCUCCUCGCUCAUUGGUUGGCGUGCAUUUGGUACGUCAUAGGCCGCGAGGAACUGAAAACCCAUCGCUGGGAAUUGGGGUGGUUGUUUGAAUUGUCGAGAAGAAUAGAUCAGCCUUACGCUCUCGGUGCAGGAUGCGGCACGUUAGCCAACAGGUCUAUUUUUAACUCGACAAGUAACUUCACAGAAGGUACAGACUUACUUAGACCCUCGGAAGGGGGACCCGACAUCACAAGUGCCUACCUUACAGCGCUCUACUUUACAUUAAGCAGUCUCACCAGCGUUGGCUUCGGCAACGUUUCCGCCAACACCAAUGCUGAGAAGAUAUUUUCUGUGUGUACAAUGAUGAUUGGAGCCUUGAUGCAUGCGGCGGUGUUCGGUAACGUAACGGCAAUCAUCCAGAGGCUUUACUCCAGACGGUCCGAGUACCACACCAAGACUAAAGACCUGAAAGAGUUCACCAAGCUGCACAACAUCCCCAAAGCGCUCAAGACAAGGAUGCUGGAAUACUUCCAGGCGCACUGGUCGGAAAACCAUGGGAUAGACAAAGUCGAUAUGAUGAAAGACUUUCCUGACGAGUUACGAGCAGACAUCGCCAUGCACAUGCACAAGGAGAUCCUGUCUCUGCCUCUCUUCGAAAACGCAAGUCAGGGUUGUUUAAGGUCCUUGAGUCUACACAUAAAGACUACAUUCUGCGCGCCAGGGGAGUACUUAGUAAGACACGGAGAUGCUAUGACAACGAUGUACUUUGUCUGCAGUGGUUCCUUAGAAAUCCUAAGGAACGGUAUGGUACUUGCUAUUUUAGGAAAAGGAGACUUGUUUGGGGCGGAUCUGGACGCGGUGGAUAACGUGUCCAAGUCGAACGGGGACGUCAAGGCCCUGACCUAUUGUGACCUCCAGUUCAUCCAGUUGCCGAAGCUGAAGGACGUAUUCAAGCUGUAUCCGGAGUUUUUCCAGAAGUUGACAAGGGACGUCAGGCAUGACUUGACCUUUAACCUCAGGGACGGAUGUGACACAGGAGAGGAGAGAUCACGGAGUUAUACCAGGAAGCAUGAUCAGGACGCGGCCGACCACGUACCGAAGUUGCCGUCGAUUAGCGAAGAUGACGAACUGGAAGAUGACGAUGAUGCUACGUCAUCGCCGCAGAGUCCAGAAGAAAAACCGGGAGUACCAAAACCGCCAAGGUUAAAUCUUCCAAGGAACUCUUUACCAGAAUCUUCAACGACGAACCUCAGUCCAAGAUCGAUAGACGGUAGUGAGGAAACGUUCGAUAGGUGGUCAGGCAGCCGUGCUUUCGAGUUUCCUUCCCGGAGACGAAGUACAGGAAUGACUGGCCUAGAGGCGCGGCGAACCAUUCGGUUUGUCGAUGGAGGGGAGGACGAAAACAGCUUGUGGAAGAGCAGAAGUUUUGAGUUCCCGUCCCGAAAGCGUAGCCCGGUGUCGGGCAGGAGGCAUCGGUACUCGUUCGGGUGUUGUGAGACGGCGUACGGGCGGCCUCCCUCCGCCCUCCAGCCGCCGUCCUCCGGCGCAGGCGCAGGUGACAUGGACUACCUCACUGUACCAUACACCCCCGCAGGCGAGACCAGACGAAGUUCCGUUCCUUGGGAGAUGACGUUAGAUGACAUUGGGGAAUCGAGGCACAGCUCGACAUCUAAUCUUGACGCUUCGGAGCUGAGAGGAGAGGUGGAGUACACCAGGAAUACGGUGGACAGAUUGGACAAACAGGUAUCAUCUCUAACCAGAGACGUAGCGACCAUGAGUGCAGAUCUGCGACAGCUCAUGCAGUUGAUGCAAGCCCAUGUAGCUGCCACAUCUGGUGCAGCCGUAUCCACCACAAGUUCUCCUACACACCCAAAAGCUGCGGUCGAACGACACCACUCUCAGAGCCCUUCCCUCGCACAGAGCGGACGUGGAUCCAGUUUGGACACCAACAGUAGUUCCAGUAGCCGUGUCACUGUUAUUCCCAUGUCUAAUUCAAGAGAACCUUUGCUUGAAAAACAAGACUGCGUUUUCGAGAGUGAAGAAAGUUUGCCAAGUAGGGGGAGUAGGUCGAGCAGCGUAUCAAGUGCGUCUUCAGCAAGAAAACUUUCUCCGCCAGAUUGUACAACGGACCGAACGACGGCACACAAGAAACCGAUGUAGAGUCUGGCGGGUCUUUUCCGAGCAGUACUGAUUUGUAACAAAACCUUUUUAGACAACUAGUACUAAUAACCUUGUAGAUAUAGCAUUGUUUAGAUCAAUUCUUGUGCAUAUACAUCUCUGUAAAGAAAGAUGUGACAUCUUUCUUGGUUAAUGUUUCUUAGACCCCAUUCUGGGGGAUGGCAGCAGCUACUUACCGCUCAUUUUCUUCUCGAAGACGUCUUGGAUUUUUAAGACAAGUUGAAGCUCUGUAGACAUGACGAUUCCUGGAAUCUGUUUAACCUGGAUGAC
Messenger RNA from Branchiostoma floridae (Florida lancelet), 4104 nucleotides. RefSeq names its product potassium voltage-gated channel subfamily H member 8-like. NCBI's taxonomy places the organism in Eukaryota, Metazoa, Chordata, Leptocardii, Amphioxiformes, Branchiostomatidae. Gene Ontology annotation, cellular component: membrane. The coding region runs from base 436 to 3816 and encodes 1126 amino acids. Gene Ontology annotation, biological process: regulation of membrane potential; potassium ion transmembrane transport. The transcript is spliced from 25 exons. Gene Ontology annotation, molecular function: voltage-gated potassium channel activity. The record is from RefSeq and is a predicted model, not a curated record.